CCUCUCUCUCUGUCUCUCUCUCCCACCUCACAUUUGCCAGAGUACCAGAGCUCUCCGACUGGCAACCAACUAGAGCAUUGUGUCUUCUUGGCGAGGAGAGUGAGAGAAGGAAGGGGUAGACAGGACAGAGAGAGAGAGAGAGUUGAGAGAGGUGAGACUGACAUACGGACAGAGACACACACCAUCCACAUCCAGCCUUUGUCGUGAACAACUUCACGACAAAAACACAAAUAAGUACGUCCGGGCUGUCCUUCGCUUCAUUUACGACUUCUUCAUCUCUUUCUGAACAUUUCAAAGUUCUAUUCAAUUGUUAAUUUCAAAAAUAAUUUUUGAGAGAGAUUGAACUGGGUGUGAGGAGGUGUCCUGAGGGGUGUCAGACAGUUUGGCUCCAGUUCUGAUCUCAGAUUGACAGACAGACGCUGACAGGCUGCAGUGCAGUGCGAGUGACCCGAGGAGGAGGAGGAAGAGGAGGAGGAGGAGGAGGAGGAGGAGGAGGACGUUAAACACUGAGGAGAUACACCAUGUGCGUUCACAGAUUACUUGAACUCUGACGGAUUUUGCAUGAUAGACAGACGUGGCACACUGGACAUCAUAAUGUAUCUCAGACUCUUUGAUAUCAAUCCAAUCUUCAGUGAUCUGGGACGUUUUCAGUGCUUAAAAGGAUUUUGACUCAUAUCCUCAAAAUACACACAGACAGACAGACAGACGGACGGACGGACGGACGGACAGACAGAAUCAUUAAGAGUGGCCACUGGAGACUCGUUCAGAAACCUCGAGUCUGCUGCUCAGGAUGUGCUGUGAGAAAAACCCCCGCCAAAUCAGACCACAACCACCACCCCGGCUCCACGCUGCGCCCAGAGACGAUACCACAGAGAUAGUCGUCCAUUAAAGACUGCGGCACCUGAAUCGAGACGGCCUCACAUCCGCUCAAUUACCCAGGAGGAGCUGAUGGAUUUCAGGUUGGACAGAGGAAAAUCUGCAUUUUUAUUGAGGUAGGAAAGUAGAGCAACGAAAGACUCGGGAGUUAAAAGAGGUUUAAAGGUCUCUGCGUGAACAUGUUAGUUACUCUCACGCACGUUUAAAGACUCCACAGGGACAAGACACACUGACACACACUGAGAGGAACAGGAGCUCGGCACUGACAGGAAUCCCUCUUGAGACUUCAUCACCAUGAUGGAGAAGCUGAACUCUACAGGCAUACCUGCCUCACCCCCUGACCUCCCUCGCCCCUCCUCCUCCUUGUCCUCCUCCCCGUCCUGUGCCUCCGUAGAGCAGCACAGUCCGCUUCAGAGCAAGACGCUCUCGGAUCCCACCACCAGCCCUCAUCCUGCUAACAACACAGGCCAUAAAGGACACACGGACGUCCCGAUCAGGUCCCCAAUUGCCACGACGACAGUGUUGACCAGUCACCAUGCAGGCAAAGCAGCUGCACCUGAGCCCAUUGUCAUGGAGACCAAGGAGGGAGAGGAGGAGGCGGAGGAGGAGGAGGAGGAGGAGAGGCCAGGAGGACCAACGUCCACCACAGCCCAAGCUGCUUCUGGGUCCCCAACUCUUUCCUCUCCGCCUCCGCUUCUCCCGGCACCAGCCAAGACCUCCCCAUGUGCUCUACCGCCUCCCACCUCCGCCGCAUCCUUCUCUUCGUCCUCAUCGUCCUCUCCUCUUCCUCCACACAUUCCAGUCAUCAGCCUCGGCCACAGCAAGCCCCCUCUCCCACUCACCAACACCCCUCUGACUGCCCUCCACCCAAUUCCCAACCUCCUGCACGGGCCCCACGGGGAUCUUCGCCGCAGUCAGAUGCCCUGCUUGCCUGUGACGAGCCCUGGAGCCUCAGGAUCUUCUGUAGGCUCCGUAGGGCCUUCAGCUGCCUCACCAGGGCCCCUGCUGUCUCAGCAGUACCUGUCUGCACACCCUUUCUUCACCAGUUCUUACCUCGGCCCCUCGGGAGGAAACUAUGGUGUCAUCAACAACAGCCGGAUCAAGAGAAGACCCUCAUCACACUUUGAGAUGGAGAUCACUGAAUGCCCUCCUCAGAAAAUUGCCCGGCGUGUCUUCACAAACAGCCGUGAGCGCUGGCGACAGCAGAACGUGAACGGGGCUUUCUCUGAGCUGAGAAAACUCAUUCCCACACACCCACCUGACAAGAAGCUCAGCAAGAAUGAAAUCCUGCGUCUUGCUGUCAAGUACAUCAACUUCCUGGUCACUCUGCUCAACGACCAGGCACAGGACAAGAGCAGGGACUCACCUGAGGAUGAGGCCGAGGAAGAAAGCACCACAGUUGGGUUGGACAGUAACAAACUGAAUCCUCUUUUCCAGUGCGAGACCCCUCCUCCGUCCCGCGCUGCCCCGCCACCCUCGGCCCAUCCCGCCUCGGUGACAGCCCACAGAGACAGAGACUCAACCGAAUCAGUCAUCGCUCUGGCUAACUCCCCAGCGACGUCCAGUUGUUACGGUGACACAGACAGCGAGGAGAGCUUUGGGGCCAAGAGCUCUUUGGUGACCCAUGGCAUUCUGGGAAAAGUCAAGGGUCAGAUGAGUAUGGUGGCGGCCACAAAUGACGAGCGGUGACAUGAGGAGACGGCAAACAAAGAGGUGUGCAGAGAGAUUAGAGUUCAUAUACUACACUGACGGACAGGACAGUAGUGUGAAUAAGAAAGAGACAGAUUUUUAGCAACAUUUGUGCUUUGAACUGUCUUUAUGUUUCUUCCUGUUAUGUGCAAACAUUGAAUGUGAAGUUCUUGUUUUAAGAAAAUAGUGAACUGUUCUCUGGCACAAGUGGAAACAUCACAGAACCUGAAGUCACAAUGUUCCAUGAAAUCUAAUUAGAUCAGAUCAAACUGGAUUUUCCAAAGAACACCACAGACCGAUAAAAAGUUAAUUCUCUCACAAGAUGUAAAUUAGUAGCAUUGCUCCAGUAAAGUCAUGGUGGCGUUGACGGCCUCAGACUCUAUGUCGUGCCUGCAGAGAAGCGAAUAACAUGCAUUCAUGGAUAUAAGCUGCAGUUUGGUCCCACCCUGACAUUGUGACACACUCGUACCAGACAGAAAUAAAGUGUGUUUUAGUUUGCUGUUCCGUAUUUGACAUCCUCUUACUGCGCUCCAAAGACUGCUCUUUGUCAGCACAAUUUCUCAACACAUGGUUGCCAUGUUGCCAUGUCAAAUGUUGAGGGAACAUUUGUGUGUCCUCAGAGUGCUCAGUCAGUGGUAAUCUCAGCCUGACAUGAAUCAGAUGCUAAAUGUAUAAAUGCAGUGCUGCUGGACUGGGGUCGUGAAUGAACCAAUUGAAAUGUGAAUGCUUAGUUUAAGCUACGCCGCACAUUAUACAGUAUGGGCCAAGGCCACACUGCAUGUUGUUUAUUUGUGCUGUUUGACCAGAGCGACAGAUUGAUGAUGGUACUUUUAACACGGGAGCCGUAAACAACACCGGUUAAAAAAUGAUGAAAAAAGUGAGUGAUGUGACUCCCUGAAGACCAGUAUAACUGUUCGCUGACGUUACUGUGACAAUCCCAGCCCUGGAAAAAAGAAAAAAAAAACAAAAAAAAACCUGUUGACCUAAUAGCUGUUGAAGCGCUGAGGUUUAAACCAGGCUGCAGAUUUCAGGAGGGGUGUUGUACAUGUUUUCAGUGGAGGAAUGUGUACUCAGAUCAUUUAUAAAGUUGCAGUAAUGUGGUGUAAUAAUACUCUGUUACAAAUAAAAGUCUUGCAUUUCAAAUCUAGCAUCUAGUGAUGGUGUUAGCAUCAAAAUGUUGAACCCAAAGUGAAAGUACUCUUCAUGCAAAAUGGCCAAUUUCACAAUAAUAAACCAUUAUACUACUGGAUCAUGGA
This is a messenger RNA of Acanthopagrus latus (yellowfin seabream), 3821 nucleotides long. RefSeq names its product LYL1 basic helix-loop-helix family member (gene lyl1). The transcript is spliced from 4 exons. Gene Ontology annotation, biological process: regulation of transcription by RNA polymerase II. Lineage: Eukaryota; Metazoa; Chordata; Actinopteri; Spariformes; Sparidae. The record is from RefSeq and is a predicted model, not a curated record. Gene Ontology annotation, molecular function: RNA polymerase II cis-regulatory region sequence-specific DNA binding; protein dimerization activity; DNA-binding transcription factor activity, RNA polymerase II-specific. The coding region runs from base 1171 to 2565 and encodes 464 amino acids.